This is a messenger RNA of Cryptomeria japonica (Japanese cedar), 1561 nucleotides long. RefSeq lists its product as uncharacterized. The transcript has 4 exons. The record is from RefSeq and is a predicted model, not a curated record. NCBI's taxonomy places the organism in Eukaryota, Viridiplantae, Streptophyta, Pinopsida, Cupressales, Cupressaceae. Gene Ontology annotation, molecular function: FAD binding. The coding region runs from base 171 to 1388 and encodes 405 amino acids.
UGGCAUUGUUAUAUUUCAACGUCACGCUUCAUUCCCCACAUGGUUUCGAAAAACAAUAUCCCUAAUCACAAUGGCAACAAAGAAACCUGAGAGGAAUUUCAGAGCCCAAAUUUUGAGCUUCGAAAGGUACAGAGACAUAACGAAGCGCAUGAGAGAAUAGGGAGAGAAAGAUGAAGGUGGUGGUUGUAGGAGGCAGCAUAGCCGGCCUGGCAUGUGCUCAUGCUCUUUUUGCAGCAGGCUGUAAGCAAGUGAUUGUCUUGGAGAAGGCUCGAACCUUAAAACCUGCUGGAGCAGGGCUGGGCUUGGAGCCCCAGACAUGCAAAGUUUUGGCUGAAUGGGACUUCCAUCAACAACUCAUGGAUUCCACCCUUCCUCUCACCAUUGACCAGAGUCAAGCAACUGAUAGCAAGAGUAAUGCCACCCGAGUGCUUGCUAGAGAUGAGAAUUUCAAUUACAGGGCUGCUCACUGGAGUGAUUUGCACAAAAUGUUGUAUGAUAAGCUGCCAAGGGAUACAGUACAUUGGGGUCAUGAGGUUGUUUCAUUUCAGCAGAGUGAGGAUGGCGUUAGAGUUGAAGUGAAGGUGGCUCAGACAGGGCAAACAGUUGUGGUGGAUGGGGAUUUGCUGGUUGCUGCAGAUGGAUCCAUGUCUCUCAUAAGGAAGCAUUUUGAGCCUCACCAACACAGGAGGUAUUUAGGCUAUUGUGCAUGGCGAGGUGUUUUUGAUUAUUCCAAGAAUGAUUCACCUGAGAUGAUUGCUUCCAUUAAGAAUGUCUACCCUGAUCUUGGCAAAUGUUUGUAUUUUGAUUUUGCCAAGGGAAGUCAUUUUGUGCUUUACGAGUUGCAUGGUAAAAGGCUUAAUUGGCUUUGGUAUGUCAAUCAGCCUGAACCUCAUAUGAAGAUAAACUCAUUAACUACAAAAGUAGACAAGAGCACCAUUGAAAAGAUGCAUGAAGAAGCCAGUGAGACGUGGGGACCAGAGUUAUCUGCUCUUAUGAAGGCAACUUCAGAACCAUUCAUAAAUGUUUUAUAUGACCGAGAACCACUCAAGCAGUUCGUUUGGAAUCAUGUGGUGCUUGUGGGUGAUGCUGCACAUCCAACUUCCCCCCAUGCAAACAGAAGUACAAACAUGUCAAUCAUUGAUGCAAGUGUUUUGGGUCAAUCAAUUGCAAAAUGGGGCUUUGACAAGAUUUCUAUAGCAUUAGCUGAAUACGAGUCUAUUCGGCUCCCUGUGACAUCACAACAAGUAUUGUACUCUCGACGUUUAGGUCUCCUGAAACAGGGUUUUCUGUUUGAUCCCCCACAUAGUUUUCCUUGGUUUGAGGCAGAUGCAAACCUAUGUGACCAGCUGCUUCAAAGGAAUAUGCCUUGCUUCAAAUCGAAUAGCUAGAUAUAAGAGAUAUCAAAUGAGGUUUGUAGUCAGCAUUUGAAAAAAAUUCCUGAAUGAUGGGCGUUUAAAUGUGUGCAGCUGGAGAUUGUUAUCAGUACUUUCCUUAAAAUAUUAUAUCUAAGGUACAUGUUGAUAAUAAUAAUCCUCUGCUAGAGGGCGAUUUUCUUUUGAGA